Molecule: messenger RNA, 1534 nt
Organism: Lolium rigidum
Lineage: Eukaryota; Viridiplantae; Streptophyta; Magnoliopsida; Poales; Poaceae
Product: VAN3-binding protein
Exons: 6
Coding region: 6-1373 (455 amino acids)
Biological process (GO): leaf vascular tissue pattern formation; auxin-activated signaling pathway; phloem or xylem histogenesis
Source: RefSeq, a predicted model, not a curated record
AACAAAUGGAACAACGAGUAGGGAAGAGCUUGGAGACAGGGCAAGAAAACAAGACCUGGGAGUUGUCCCCCUCCUGUUCCCCCUUCACUUCACGCUCCUCACCAUACAAUACAGGUAGCUCCUCUCCCUCACCCCAACUCGUGCUCUCCCCUCCCUCCAUACAAUACGGUUGGGUUGGCUGCUUCGCCAUGACCAUGGAGAGAGCUUGGGAGGGACGAGUGGACAUGCCCAGCUCUGGUCUUUUCGCCAUUCACGGCAUGGUCGGCCAAGGGCUUCUGUUGACGGAGGCGAUACCUCCGCCGCAGACUCCUACAGAGCCGAUGGAGUACCUGUCCAGGUCAUGGAGCGUGUCGGCCGAGGAGAUAUCCAAGGCCCUGCUGCUCAAAGGGGGCAACAAGAGGAGCUUCUUUGCCGCAGACCAUCUUCUGCCGCAGACUACGGAGACCUCCCACGCGCUCAUCGUCCCCGCUGCUUCCAGCCAUCAGAUUCAACAGCAGCAUCUAGACGCAACAAUGAACUCCAUCAGCUUCCACCACCAGUCAAACUCAGUAAGCAGAUGGUUCCAGCACAAGGAGACCACAGGACGGGCCAAACAAGGCCGAAAAGAGAAGGCGCGUGCCGACAGGGCCCAGGUGCACGCCAUGGUGUCUGUGGCCCAAGUGUCCGCCGCGGUCGCUGCCGUUACUUCAGCCACCUGUUGUGACAGCCAGGACUCCAAGAUAGCUGCAGCCAUGGCGUCCGCCACCAAGCUACUGGCUUCACACUGUGCCGAGGCAGCGCAGCUUGCUGGGGCAGGUCACGAACAGGUGUCCUCUGCUGUCCGGUCCGCGGUCGGUGUCACGAGUCCGGGUGAUCUCAUGACCCUCACAGCGGCCGCAGCGACUGCUUUGAGAGGAGCAGCAACGCUGAAGAAGAGGGUUCAGCGUGAGACGAGAAGCAAUGCGAGUGUCCUUCCUUAUGAGAAGGCCCCUUCCUGGAGUCCUGAUAUCUGGUGCAAGGAAGGGAAGCUGCUGAAGCGCACAAGAAAAGGUGAUUUACACAAGAGAGGAGUGUCAAUCUACAUCAACAAGAGGUCACAGGUCAUACUGAAGCUGAAGAGUAAACACAUUGGAGGUGCACUAUCGAAAAACAGUAAAAGUGUGGUUUAUGGGGUAUACAGUGAGCCCCCAGAGUGGACCGAACCAGGGAAAAGUUCACCAGAGACAUGCUGCUUUGGCUUGAGCACGGCACAGGGCCUGGUUGAAUUUAAGUGUGAGAGCAGCACCAGUAAACAGAGUUGGGUUCAUGGCGUUCAAAAUCUGCUCCAUCAGGUUGAUGUAGCGGAUCAGGUAGGAAACCGGCUAGAAACACUGAAACUCAAUUGGUGCAGUUAGUACAUGAAUGCAAAUUUUGAGAGCAGAGACUGUAUUAAGACAUGUCCUUUGCACUGUCUGUGUAAUCAAUAACAUCAGAAAAUGUUCUUGGCAGGUACUUUUGUACUUGGAAAGAUGGUGGGAGUGUGGGACAAAUAGUAUGCAGUAUUUCUUGAUUAUUC